Messenger RNA from Lates calcarifer (barramundi perch), 4022 nucleotides. Its product is annotated as calpain-5. Gene Ontology annotation, molecular function: calcium-dependent cysteine-type endopeptidase activity. Gene Ontology annotation, biological process: proteolysis. The record is from RefSeq and is a predicted model, not a curated record. NCBI's taxonomy places the organism in Eukaryota, Metazoa, Chordata, Actinopteri, Centropomidae. The coding region runs from base 272 to 2185 and encodes 637 amino acids. The transcript has 14 exons. Gene Ontology annotation, cellular component: cytoplasm.
AUUCGGUGGAGCCUUCACAUGAGUGAGGGCGGUUUGAGCGCUGGAGUCGGAGCCCCUCCUGUCUCUGUGUGGUCUCACUUUGUGUGUCGUGGAAUAAGUAAAUUCCAUCUGAAAAGUUCCGCACAUCACCGAUCUGACUGCGCAGGGAGGCCGAAAACACCGACAUCAUCCCGGGAGAAGAGAGAGCAGCACCGUGUGGCAUCCAGGGAGCCGCUGUUAAACCAAACAUACUCUCAGAUGCCCGACAAGACUGUUCCAGUGUUAAAGGGAGAUGGCGGUUCCAUAUGAGGGCCAGUCUUUCUCUGCACUGAGGAGGCAGUGCCAGCAGAAUGGACGUCUGUUUGUAGACCCUCUGUUUCCCGCAUCUGACCAGUCUUUGUUCUACCAGAGCAACCAUAUCGGCCGAGUCACCUGGAAAAGACCUAAGGAGUUAUGCAGCGACCCCCAUCUGUUUGUUGAUGGCAUCAGUGCCCACGACCUGCACCAAGGCCAGCUGGGAAACUGCUGGUUUGUAGCUGCCUGCUCCAGUCUGGCAUCCAGAGAGGCACUCUGGCAGAAGGUGAUUCCUGACUGGAAGGACCAGGAGUGGAAUGAUGAAAAACCAGAGUCAUACGCGGGAAUCUUCCACUUCCGGUUCUGGCGGUUUGGUGAGUGGGUGGAUGUGGUGAUCGAUGACCAGCUGCCUACUGUGAACGGAGAGCUGGUGUACUGCCACUCCAAAGACAGCAACGAGUUCUGGAGCGCGCUGGUGGAGAAGGCCUACGCCAAAAUGUGUGGGUGCUAUGAGGCGCUGGAUGGGGGCAACACGGCCGACGCUCUCGUAGAUUUCACCGGGGGCGUGUCGGAGCCAAUGAACUUGACGGAGAAUGGGUUCAAAGAAGAUGAAGAAAAACGCAAUGAGCUGUUCGAGAGAGUCCUUAAAGUCCACAACAGAGGAGGGCUCAUCAGCUGCUCAAUCCGGGCAACCAGUGCAGAGGACAUGGAGGCCAGGCUGGCCUGCGGCCUGGUGAAAGGUCAUGCCUACGCGGUGACAGAUGUCCGCAAGGUGAGGCUGGGCCACGGCCUGUUAGCCUACUUCCGGUCAGACAAACUCACCAUGAUCCGCAUGAGGAACCCCUGGGGACAGAGAGAGUGGAACGGGCCCUGGAGCGACAGCUCUGAGGAGUGGAAGAAGGUCAGUAAGAGUGAGAGGGAGAAGAUUGGUGUCACCGUGCAGGAUGACGGCGAGUUCUGGAUGACAUUUGAUGAUUUUAUCGCCAACUUCACAGACCUCAUCCUAUGUCGUCUCAUCAACACAUCCUACUUGAGUCUCCAUAAGACCUGGGAGGAAGCCGUGAUGCGGGGCUCCUGGCGCCGCCACGACGACCCUCUUCUCAACCGAGCUGGAGGCUGCACCAACAACAAGCGCACCUUCCUCCAAAACCCACAGUAUGUGUUUGAUGUGAAGAAGCCAGAGGACGAGAUACUGAUCUGUCUACAGCAGAAAGACCGCAGAGCCAGACUGAAAGAGGGACGAGGAGAAAACCUGGCUAUUGGUUUCGACAUACACAGAGUGGAGUUAAACAGGAUCUACCGUAUGCAUGUCACCCAGCAGAAGGUUGGUGGGAGUGUCUACAUCAACUCAAGGUCUGUGUUCCUACGCAUUGACCUGAAAGAGGGGCGGUACGUCAUCAUACCCACAACCUUUGACCCCGGGCUGGAGGGAGAGUUUCUACUUCGCAUCUUCUCUGAUGUGUCCUCAGACUGCAAGGAGCUGACUGUAGAUGAACCUCCACAGACCUGCUGGUCCGGGUUGUGUGGUUAUCCCUCUCUGGUCACACAGGUCCACAUACUGCAGGCUAACGGACUCGCAGGACAAGACUCUGACGGAGUGUCAGACCCCUAUGUGAUCAUUCGCUGUGAAGGAGAGAAAGUUCGCUCUCCGAUCCAUAAGAACACACGCAGCCCUGCCUUCGACACCAAGGGGCUCUUCUACAGGAAGAAAGCCAACCAGCCAAUCAGCAUUGAGAUCUACAACCAUAACGUGCUGAUGGACUCCUUCCUGGGUCAGGUGACAUUGCCAGCUGAGCAAGGUGAAUUCCAGCAGACACUCCACCUGAGAGACAAGGGCAACCGCCGUGACAACGACCUCCCCGGUACCCUCACUGUUGCCGUGGUGACCAGCACAGUGCUCACCAACAUCUGAAACAGGCCACCAAUGUGUCCAGUCAUGGAUGAUUCAGGUGUCCCAAAGUUUACCAAAUUACCACUUUACCACAAAAUCUUUGCCUAUAAGCAUAAAUAUUCAGCUUGAACAGAUCAUUUACUUUUUGGAAGAAUUAACUUUAUAGAAAACUACAUCCAGCAGGAAGUCUGAAGAGAUCAUCAGAAGUAAUGACUAAUACAAAUGCAAGAAAUCUAAUUUUCUUUUUUUUUUCAGCUUCAUGCCCAUAAAAGUGUGUUUACAAAAUGAUUUACAGCACCUGUACUGGGUGUAUCUGAAUAUCCGAAAUUGAUAAUGAUAUUUAGCCACUUUAUAGACAUUGUUUACAGUUACCUUUUCCUCUGAUCGAAUCUCAUGUUAUGUUUUUAUUCUAUUGUUUAAUGUAUCAUUUUCUAUUUGAACAUAUUUUAUCUUUUAUUUUGAUUUACUUUUUCUAAAUCCUAUUUAUAUCUGUCUUUUUAUAUUGUCUUGUUUCUUUUUGAUCUUGUCAUAUUGCCUUUUAUUUUGAAAGAAGCUAUACAAAUAAACUUGUCUUGUGUAACACCAUGUCUAGACACAGCAAGCUGUUGGUAGAAAUCCUCCACUGUGGCAUUAGUUUGAUUAGAUUCUCUCAGUUGACAGUUUAUUAGGUACACCUAACUGAACCUAAUACACAAUGUUUCGACUGUUUUAGAGAGGUGUUGAUUCAACAUUUUGGAGGCUGCAGGUUGUGGUGUUGCAUAGCAUUAUACAAAGAGAUUUUUCUGUUAUUUAGGCUGCUCUCAGUGAUAUAAAUGGAGUGGACAAAAUAGUAGAAACACCUGUCAUUGAGAGGUUUAGGUUUACCCAUUUACAGAGUCUAAGGAGGGAUGGAAAACAUCGCUCAGUUCAUCAAAGUUUGUAGUUAUAACAGCUUAUUUUAAUAAAGCUAUAAUAAUCAUUUACAACAGAUUGUUUUACAGCAGCCAUGUGCAAAAUCUGAACACUGAACUGCAGACAGACGACCAAAAUUUGGACUUGCCAGAAUUCCAAACAACAACCAUAUCAUUGAUCAUCAUCAAUGUCAUGACCCUCUCAAACUGAACAGCAAAGGACAAUCAAUCUGAAAAUUGCAGAAAUUUAGCCUGAAUCUAAGAUCAGUCGAGGGUAACUAAAUCAAGUUUUAAAUCAGGCUUAAUCCAUACAUUCAGUGUGUAGUACAUUCCGUAUAGUCUUAUAUGUAAUUUUCAAAGGUCUUAAAUAUUUUUUCUAGCUGACAAUAGGCAGCAAUGUUUUUUAUUUGAUUUUAUCAAAUAAAUACAUAGGUUAUUUUUUUAACUGGUUAAUCCAUCCAUUCAUUCCCUGCUGUGUAUCCAGGUCCAGGUUCUGUUUAAUGAUUAAUUAAUGAUAUUAUUAGAAAUAUGCAGCUGUGAAGUAGUGACUUGAUUAAUCUUGCAGAAACCUUGUUAUUUUACCAUCUCUCAAAAAGAAAGUAAACAUAGUAAGUUAUUUCCUCCAAUGUUGUUCCUCCAAUGUUAAACCAUUUUCUGACACCAGGCUAAAAAUCAAUGUUCAGCUGCUCUGUCUAUUUCACAUUUGUUGCACCUCUGUCUGACAGCCAGAUUCCUGUAAGAUGUUCUUUUUGUGAAGAUGCUGAUUGUACAUUUUUUCAUUAGUGUUCGUCUGGUUGUUAGUGUUUGAUUAAUUAAUGUCCUCUAUUUCUACCUGUCUUGUUGAUAAUUUCUUGUUUCGCCCAUUCUGUAUUUUCUAUCUUCAGGUUUCUGUGGUAUUCUGUUUUCUUCUCCAUCAGUCUAAGUUUAUUGCCUGAUUAGCUCUUUCAAUAAACUUAGUACUGACAGUG